Racocetra persica is the source of this 259-nucleotide messenger RNA. Lineage: Eukaryota; Fungi; Glomeromycota; Glomeromycetes; Diversisporales; Gigasporaceae. The record is from the annotation of a GenBank genome assembly.
AUGGCAAAACCAGCAAGUCAUUACAAUAAUUUAAGAAUUGCUCUACUCGGAGCCGGUUUAGUCGCAAUUGGCGAAGGUUGCCAAAACGGUGCCGACAGGAGUUAUCAAUACUCUCAGCAAAAGUUUGCCGAAGCAGAAGCUCUACGCCAACAAGGUCAAGCAGACAAAAACCAAGAUAACCAAGAGUUUAAUGAUGGAUUAGCACGAGAAAGAAAGGCUGAAUUAAGCGAAAGCGAAGUCGAGAGCGACUUGGAAGAUA